Messenger RNA from Magnolia sinica, 618 nucleotides. RefSeq lists its product as uncharacterized. Lineage: Eukaryota; Viridiplantae; Streptophyta; Magnoliopsida; Magnoliales; Magnoliaceae. The record is from RefSeq and is a predicted model, not a curated record. The coding region runs from base 1 to 618 and encodes 205 amino acids. The transcript has a single exon.
AUGCUGAUAUCUCUCGAAUGGCUGGAAUUUUUCCCUUUGGUGUCUCAAAUAGCCCUCCCAGGAACAACCUCCGACCACUGCCCGGUGUUUCUGGCGGCUGAGGACCAGAAUCGGGGCCCGAAACUCUUCAGAUUUGAGAUCUCCUGGACUAAAAUCAAAGGUUAUACAGAGAUGGCGGCUGACUGGUGGGACGGAUUCACAAUAGAAGGUUAUGCUGGGUAUAGACUAUGUUGUAAGCUGAGGAUGCUGAAAGAGAAAAUCAAGCAAUGGAAGCAGUUUGAGCUCCACAAAAGGGCACUGGAAUUGGAAGUGUUAUUGGAAGAUUUACAAGCCCUUGAUGUUGAAGCAGAAGCGAGAAUCAGGCCUUCAGAUUUCUUGUCCAGAUGCAUUCAGAUUUUUCAAGCUUUAUUUGCCAGAGGUCUUGAAAAAGAAGUUGAGUGGAAGCAAAGAUCCCAGGUCAGAUGGAUAAAGGAGGGGGAUAGAAAUACGAAAUUCUUCCAUGCUAUUGCAAGUAUGAAUGCCAGGAGGAAUAGAAUCAACAGUAUUGUGGUUGACGGCAGUCGGAUUGAAGACAGGGUUCAAAUUGCUGAAGAGGCGAUUUGCCAUUUUAAAGCUUAG